GGGGUCUCCCCUUCACGGAUAAUGGAAGGAGCCGGGACAGAACGAGUUCUUUCCUUUCGCUGCGGCGGCCGCAGCCAUGAGUAUGCUCAGGCUUCAGAAGAGGCUUGCCUCCAGUGUCCUUCGCUGUGGCAAAAAGAAGGUCUGGUUGGACCCCAAUGAGACCAAUGAAAUUGCCAAUGCCAACUCCCGUCAGCAGAUCCGGAAGCUGAUCAAAGAUGGGCUGAUCAUCCGCAAGCCUGUAACUGUCCAUUCCCGGGCUCGAUGCCGGAAAAACACUUUGGCCCGCCGGAAAGGCAGGCAUAUGGGCAUAGGUAAGCGAAAGGGCACGGCCAAUGCACGGAUGCCAGAGAAGGUUACCUGGAUGAGGAGGAUGAGGAUUCUGCGCCGGUUGCUCAGAAGAUACCGUGAAUCUAAGAAGAUUGACCGCCACAUGUAUCACAGCCUGUACCUGAAGGUGAAGGGAAAUGUGUUCAAAAACAAGCGGAUUCUCAUGGAACACAUCCACAAACUGAAGGCAGACAAAGCUCGCAAGAAGCUCCUGGCUGACCAGGCUGAGGCCCGCAGGUCUAAGACUAAGGAAGCGCGCAAGCGCCGUGAAGAGCGCCUCCAGGCCAAGAAGGAAGAGAUCAUCAAGACUCUGUCCAAGGAGGAAGAGACCAAGAAAUAAAGUUUCUGUCUUAUCUGUACAUAGUGGCCUCGGUGACUACAUAGAUCAACCAUUCAAAUAAAAUAAGCCUUUAUCCGCU
This is a messenger RNA of Cynocephalus volans (Philippine flying lemur), 746 nucleotides long. RefSeq names its product ribosomal protein L19 (gene RPL19). The coding region runs from base 77 to 667 and encodes 196 amino acids. Gene Ontology annotation, biological process: translation. Gene Ontology annotation, cellular component: ribosome; cytosolic large ribosomal subunit. The record is from RefSeq and is a predicted model, not a curated record. The transcript has 6 exons. Gene Ontology annotation, molecular function: RNA binding; structural constituent of ribosome. NCBI's taxonomy places the organism in Eukaryota, Metazoa, Chordata, Mammalia, Dermoptera, Cynocephalidae.